Molecule: messenger RNA, 1436 nt
Organism: Callithrix jacchus (white-tufted-ear marmoset)
Lineage: Eukaryota; Metazoa; Chordata; Mammalia; Primates; Cebidae
Source: RefSeq, a predicted model, not a curated record
AUGAGACCAGUCUCCUUGCGGACAAAACCAAAACGCGGCUCCUUCCCAACACGGUCGCUCCCUGGGCCCGGACGCAGCAACCGCAACGCCCACCGCCACCUCUCCAACUGCGCAGCCGCACACUCUCCGCGGCGCUCUGGCCCCCUCCCAUCUGCCGCAGUUAGGAAAGACCGAGAAGUGCGGGCGGAGCCGCCCCCGCCCUCCGCAAGGCCAGCCCAAAGGCGGACUCGCGGGAGCGUCACAGCGGGUGGAAGCAGGAAUCUCGCGACGCUACGACCGCGUUUGCGCCAACAGCGGCGGGCGGGCUCUCAGCGGCCACAAAAUGGCGUCGCAGAAGCAGCAGCAGCGGAGCUGCGCGAGCCAAACUCCCUUCUCCCGCUUCCUCCCCGCAGCUCCACCGUUCUGGGGUCACUGUGGCCGCACUCAAAAAGGCCCAGCCGCAUCGCCAGCAAAGUCAGAGAGAACCGGCCCACUACACGACGGGUCCGGGUAAUGAGGGCGUUAAGCCUGACAGGGAGGGGCGCGCAAACGCUGUCAAAACGACCCCAACUGUGACCGCCGUUCCAUCUCAAUACCCUUAAAACAGUAUGCCAAAAAGGAGACGUGCCCCAGCGCCCACCUCGAAUCAACUGUGCUCAUUUUAGAUGCCGUCUUCCGCAAAGAAAGCAGCCCCGGCCACUCACAAUAUGAGCGGCCAUGAAGAAACCUCGAUCCGAGAACGGUUGCCCUCAAAGUGAGCCACUCACCUACCGGACGGGGUCUUUGGCGGCUGAGACCCAGACAGGUCCGUAGUCUGCGACGGAGUCGUCGACCUCCACGCAAACCAGGACUUAUCUCGUCUACGUCUCUACACAACUGACGCACUUAGCGGCUCUAGCGCUCCACAAAAUGGAGGGCGCGUCUGCGUCACUUCCGGACACCGCAUUUUUGAGAAGUGCCCGGAAUCUGGAGUUGGUGUGCUUGCAACUAGAGUUAAACAGAGGAAAAGUAGUUCAGGAAGGAGAGCAACUGACCGUUAACUCAGAACUGAAACUCGGAUAGUUUGUAUGGGGUCUCCAUAUGCAAUCCUGUAGCCUGAAAGUCUGAAGUCCUGCUUGCCUUGGCUGAUGCCUCCCAGCCCGUGCCUGCGUCCGACAUUGUCCCUGAUCGCUUCCCCCGACAAGCCCAUCACCCAACCCUGCCAUCUUAAUUGUUCUUAUGAUAAUGUAAAUACCUCUCACCCAACCCUGUUAUUGUAACUGAACUUGUGGUCAUGUAUACUCCUUGCCUCCUACCCCCGACCACUGUAACUGAUCUUACUCUGCAAUACCCUUGCCCCCCAAAAAACUACCCAAAUCUGUAAAACCAACUCCUAUCCCACUGCCCUUUGCUAAUGCCCUUUUCGGCCUUAGCCCACCUGCACCCAGGUGAAUAAACAGCUAUGUUGCUCACUCAAA